Molecule: messenger RNA, 1368 nt
Organism: Bipolaris zeicola 26-R-13
Lineage: Eukaryota; Fungi; Ascomycota; Dothideomycetes; Pleosporales; Pleosporaceae
Exons: 5
Coding region: 1-1368 (455 amino acids)
Biological process (GO): GDP-mannose biosynthetic process; carbohydrate metabolic process
Cellular component (GO): cytosol
Molecular function (GO): zinc ion binding; mannose-6-phosphate isomerase activity
Source: RefSeq, a predicted model, not a curated record
AUGCGGAACCCACUUAUCAGAUUAGAAUGCGGCGUGAACAGCUACGACUGGGGGAAAGUCGGUAAAGACUCGGCCGCUGCCAAAUUCCACGCUGCGACAGCUUCGGAAUUCUCAAUCGAAGAAGAGAAGCCAUACGCUGAGUUGUGGAUGGGCACCCACCCGUCACUUCCCUCAAAAGAUCUCGAGACGAAGCGAAGCCUCUUAGAACUUGUCCAAGAGAACCAGGCGCUACUUUCCACCGAAAUCGCUGAGCGAUAUGAGAACAAACUACCGUUCCUGUUCAAGGUCCUGUCCAUAAACAAGGCCUUGAGCAUACAGGCACAUCCCAACAAGAAGCUUGCCGAGCAGUUGCAUGCGAGCGACCCCAAGAACUACCCAGAUGACAACCACAAGCCUGAAAUGACCAUUGCGGUCACACCGUUCGACGGACUCUGUGGCUUCCGUCCCCUUGCCGAAAUUACGCACUUCCUCAAGACCGUUCCUUCCCUACGCAAACUCGUCGGCGAAGAAGAAGCGACCAAGUUUGAGGAGACUAUCAAGGGAAAAGAGACGUCAGACAAGGAGGAAGAUGUGCAAGCAAAUAAGAAGGCUCUUCAGUCCGCCUUCACAAAACUCAUGAACGCAGACAAGGACGCACUGGAAUCCGCAAGCAAAGAACUCAUCGAAGCCGCAAAGUCUGAGGGCGAAAACUUUGCCGGCGGCGGUCCACCCUCCAACACAGGCAAAGAGCUCGCCGACCUCGUCAUCCGCCUCGACUCGCAAUUCCCUGGCGACAUUGGCCUCUUCGUUCAAUUCUUCCUCAACUACGUCAAGCUCGAUGUAGGCGAAGCCAUGUUCCUUAAGGCAGACGAUAUCCACGCCUACCUCUCUGGCGACAUCAUCGAGUGCAUGGCCAGCUCCGACAACGUGGUGCGCGCGGGCUUCACCCCGAAAUUCAAGGACGUCGACAACCUCACCAAGAUGCUGACGUAUAGCUAUGCCCCUAUUAGCGAGCAGAAGAUGGAGCCCAAGGAUUACUCGCGUGUGAGGUUGAAUGCGCCUGCAUACAGUUCCAACUCGAGCAAUAUGCUGUAUAACCCCCCGAUCCCAGAGUUUGCGGUUGUGCGCACGGCGCUGAACCGGGUUGGCUCUAAAGCGACGUUUGAUCCUAUUGAUGGACCCAGCAUCAUUCUCUGCACAAAGGGCAAAGGAACGAUCAGUGUUGGACCUAAAGAAGAAGAGUUGAGCGAGGGUUUCGUUUACUUUGUUGGAGCCACGGCUGAGGUAAUCAUCAAGAGCGAUGUGGAUGCUGGGGAUGAAGAAGGUGCAGAAGGCCUUGUGACAUUCAAGGCUUUCUGUGAGAUCGAGGAUGACAAGGGCAAGCUUUGA